AUGAUUGUCACUCGUUUGUUUGGCCUACUGGCCGCCACGGCUGGCGUCGCCAAGGCCGUCAAUCUUACCGGAUACGAAUAUGUUGUCGUUGGUUCCGGUGCUGGAGGUGGCCCCUUGGCAGCUCGCCUUGCGAUGGCUGGCCACAAGACCCUCCUUCUCGAAGCUGGUCAGGACGAGGGCGAAACCUUCAACUACACCAUUCCCGCCUAUUCGGCCAGAGCCUCCGAGGACGAGAAGCUCUCUUGGAACUUCUUCGUUCACCACUAUGCCGAUGAUGAGCGCCAAGCUCGCGAUUUCAAGACCAGCUACGAAACCCCCACUGGCGAACUAUACACUGGCUUGAACCCUCCUGAGGGCUCAAAGCUGAUGGGAACCCUCUAUCCUCGUACAGGCACUCUCGGUGGAUGUACUGCCCACAAUGCCUUAAUUGCUGUCUACCCCCACCAGUCCGACUUUGAAUACAUCUCAACCCUGACUGGCGACAGCUCUUGGUCGCCCGAGAACAUGCGCAAGUACUUUGCCAAGCUGGAAAGGAACCACUACUUGCUCCCCGCCAUGGAGGGUCACGGUUACAAUGGCUGGCUCCAGACCGAGACCGCUCCCCUGAGCAUCGUCCUAGAGGACCCCCAGCUGCUUAGCAUGCUUACCGGUGGUGCUUUCGCUCUUGGUAACUUGACCGACAAUGUCUACAAUAUUGCCACCCUGCUGGCCGGUGAUGCCAAUGCUGAUACGACUAUCCGUGAUACCGUCCCUGGCUACUAUCAAAUCCCUAUCUCGACUGACGAUGCGCACCGCAACGGUGCUCGUGAAUUCAUUAUCGCUGUGCGGGAUGCUACGAACGCUGACGGCAGCAAGAAGUACCCUCUUGAUGUUCGCAUGAACACUCACGUUACCAAGGUGACCUUCGAUGAGACCGUCGACCCGCCCCGUGCUACAGGUGUCGAGUUCCUCGAUGGCCAGUAUCUCUACAAGGCUAGCCCUCUGUCAAAGACUGCUUCUGCCGGUAUCCCUGGUUCCGCCACAGCUUCCCGUGAGGUCAUCGUUGCCGGUGGUGUCUACAACUCGCCCCAGAUUCUCAAACUAAGUGGUGUUGGUCCCGCCGACGAGCUAAACAAGUUCGGCAUUAAGGUCAUCAAGGAUCUCCCCGGUGUCGGCACCAACCUCCAGGACCACUACGAGAUCUCCGUCCAGGGCACUGUCGAGGAGGACUUCUCCUGCUUGAACGGCUGCACCUUCAGCAUCCACGACGAGGCCGACCCCUGCAUUAACCGAUGGGAGACUCCCAUCCUCGGUGACCACGGUAUUUACUCGUCUCCCGGUCUCGCUGCUACCAUGCUGUACAAGAGCUCCGUUACUGCCGAUGAUAGCUUCGAUAUCUUCUGUUUCGGUGGCCCAGUUAACUUCCGCGGCUACUUCCCCGACUACAGCAUCAACGCCACUGAUGAACACAACUGGUUCACCUGGGCCAUCCUGAAGGCUCACCCCCGCAACACUGCCGGUACCGUUGCCCUGCAGUCUGCUGACCCUCUGGAAGUUCCUAAGAUUACCUUCAACUACUUUGACACCGGUGUCGGCGACUACGACGCCGAUCUCACUGCUCUCUACGAAGCCAUCGAGCUCGCUCGUGACGCCUUCAAACGCCAGCUCGUCAACGUCACCGAGGUCCUACCCGGUGCCGCCGUCACUUCCAAGGAAGACAUCGAGACCUACGUCAAGGACGCUGCCUGGGGUCACCACGCUUCGUGUACCUGCCCCAUCGGUGCUGACGGUGACCCCAUGGCCGUGUUGGACUCUAAGUUCCGUGUCCGUGGUGUCUCUGGUCUCCGUGUCGUUGAUGCUUCCGUGUACCCCAAGAUUCCGGGUACUUUCACGGCUGUGUCUACCUACAUGGUUGCCGAAAAGGCGGCUGAUGAGAUUCUGAGUGAGCUCGCUGCUAGCUCUUGA
Messenger RNA from Penicillium daleae, 1944 nucleotides. Its product is annotated as GMC family oxidoreductase. The transcript is spliced from 2 exons. NCBI's taxonomy places the organism in Eukaryota, Fungi, Ascomycota, Eurotiomycetes, Eurotiales, Aspergillaceae. Gene Ontology annotation, molecular function: oxidoreductase activity, acting on CH-OH group of donors; flavin adenine dinucleotide binding. The record is from RefSeq and is a predicted model, not a curated record. The coding region runs from base 1 to 1944 and encodes 647 amino acids.